GAAGUAGCCACUGGGUAAUCCCUUCACAUGUUUUUGUUACACCUGUAAAUGACUUUCGUGACCAGAAUUUCCCAGUGAUUUUCAUAGUGUUCCAAGAAGUUUUCUGUGCAUCUAUGCAGUGAAACUGACGAACUGAACAUAGUAGAACCAGGAUACAAUGAAUACAGUAAAAUUCUUACUUACCAAGUGCGUAAUUUCGGGCAUUUCCACGGGCUUGCAUCAGCCGGCCAGGAUAGCCGUUGCUGGACAAUUUGUGAGAUUCUCCUCAACACUUGCACCCAAAGUCAGUUCACUGAAGAUUCCCACUAUCCGGGCGGGAAGUAUUUUGGGAAGUAAGUCCAUCGGCAACAUCUCCACGCUGCAGAUGAAGAAGAGGCCAGUGCGAAAGAAGCGUCCGGAAGAGGCAGAAGUGAGUGAGGAUGGGCAUUUCACCGUGACAGCUUAUGCUACAGCUGAGGAGUAUGAUCUGGAGAAGCUUCUCAGUGGAUUGGUGCAGCAGGAACUGUACGAACCGAAGAAAUUCAUCUGCACAGAUGACAACGGAGUGGAACCGGAUGUUCUCUAUGUUUCGGCCAAAUACCAAGUGGACAAGGAGCCGAGAGAUAUUUUUUUCUUCAGAGAAGGCACAGUGAUCCUGUGGAACAUUGGGGAGCUGGAAUGCAGCAAUGUCCUGUCUUUCCUGAAGCAGUACGAGCAGGAUAGCUACGAUGAGAAUGUCGUGACGGGAGAGAGUGAGCAGAUGGUUUACAAUUAUGUUUCCACAGAGCAGGCUUCAGCUCACCUAAAGCGAGGGCUAUUCUUGCUGACGAGAGAUGAAGACAGCUACCUGGAAAAGUACACAUUUUCCAAUGCAAUGUCCCUGUCUGUGAAGCUGGGCAUUUGGGAAGCAUCCCUGGAUAAAUAUAUCGAAUCAAUUGCUUUCGUGACGGACAAUCUUAAGCGAGGGACAAAGAUUAAAAUAUCCAGGGCGGAUAUGUUGCGCAAAACCGGUGAAUUAUUUGCUCUGAGGCAUCUGAUCAAUCUCAGUUCGGAUCUCUUGGACACUCCGGACUUCUACUGGGACAGGGAACACCUUGAAAAUCUCUAUGCUCAGACUUGUGGGUACUUCAGUAUAUCCCGGAGAACAAAGGUGAUGAAUGAGAAGCUGAAUCAUUGCGUGGAACUGGCUGAUUUGAUCACGUCAAAUCUCAAUGAUGCACAUCAUAUACGGCUGGAAUGGAUGAUCAUCAUCCUGAUUAUGGUGGAAGUUGUCUUUGAGUUCAUUCACUACUUUGAAAGGUACAUGGCUGCCCAGGAAACUGAGGCUCUUCCUGCCGUUUCAGCAAUUGAAGUUAUCCAAUCGGUAGAGUGACCAUAACCUCAAUUAUUUCAAUAAAGUUUUGGCGCCUUUUUUUCCUCAAAA
Messenger RNA from Phlebotomus papatasi, 1402 nucleotides. RefSeq names its product required for meiotic nuclear division protein 1 homolog. Gene Ontology annotation, biological process: positive regulation of mitochondrial translation. Bases 158 to 1351 code for a protein of 397 amino acids. The record is from RefSeq and is a predicted model, not a curated record. Lineage: Eukaryota; Metazoa; Arthropoda; Insecta; Diptera; Psychodidae. The transcript has 2 exons.